This is a messenger RNA of Diospyros lotus (date-plum), 2517 nucleotides long. Its product is annotated as cysteine-rich receptor-like protein kinase 7. Gene Ontology annotation, biological process: carbohydrate metabolic process; protein phosphorylation. The transcript has 7 exons. Bases 28 to 2328 code for a protein of 766 amino acids. NCBI's taxonomy places the organism in Eukaryota, Viridiplantae, Streptophyta, Magnoliopsida, Ericales, Ebenaceae. Gene Ontology annotation, molecular function: chitin binding; ATP binding; protein kinase activity. The record is from RefSeq and is a predicted model, not a curated record.
CGGCUAGCAGAAGGAUAGAACUCUUCAAUGGCAUUGACUUCUAUAACCCUCUUCCUCAUCCUCCUAAUUCCCUGCAACUUACCAUCUUCAGGUGCACAGACAUGGAUCAAGGGUGGUUACUGGUAUUACGACAGCGGAUUCCCCGUUUCCGACAUAAACUCAGCUCUCUUCACGCACCUCAUAUGUGCCUACGCAGACCUCAACUCUUCCACAUACCAGCUUUCCAUCCCUUCGGCAAACCAUAAACAGUUUUCCAACUUUACCAACACUGUCAAACAAAAGAACCCACAAAUCGUGACCCUUCUAUCCAUAAGCGGAGGAUUAGCUAAUUCUUCAGAUUUCAACUCAAUGAUCAGCCAAUCUUCUUAUAGGAAACCUUUCAUCGACUCCUCAAUAAGAACAGCCAGAUCCUACGGCUUUCAUGGCCUCGACUUUAAUUGGUUUGAUGCAAGUUCAGCGUCUGAAUUGGCCAAACUGGCCACCCUCUUCCAAGAAUGGCGAGCCGCCAUUGAAGCCGAGCCAAGAAAUUCAAACACCUCAAAGCUUAUUCUAACAAUGGCAGUUUGGUUCUCUCCAAAUACAAUUACAGCAACCUUUCCGAUCGAGUCUAUGAGGAACAACUUGGACUGGCUCCAUGUCAUGGCUUAUGCCUAUCGUUCCCCCACAAGGGCGAAUUUCACGGGGGCGUCUGCAGCUUUAUACGAUCCGGCGACGUCAAUAAGCACAGAUUAUGGCGUUAAUGAGUGGAUUAAUGGCGGAUUUCCGAGCACGAAGCUUGUUUUGGGUUUACCUUUCUAUGGCUAUGCGUGGACGCUUGUGAACCCUAACAACAAUGAAAUCGGCGCACCGGCUAAGGGGCCGGCGAAGAUUAUUGAUGCCGACACCGAUGGACUGAUGACCUAUAAGGCCAUUAAGUACUUUAUUCAGAGGAAUGGAGCCGUUACAAAGUAUAAUGCAACUUAUGUGAUGAACUACUGCAGCGUUGGAUCAUCUUGGAUUGGCUUUGAUGAUGUUGAGGUAGUAAAGAAUAAGGUUUCAUACGCCAGAGAAAAUAAUUUGCUGGGUUAUUAUGCCUGGAGAGUCACCUAUGAUGAUCAUAACUGGGUGCUUUCUCAAGCAGCAGCCGGAGAACACGGGGAAGAUCAUGGAAACACGAGCCGCAGGUUGCUAAAAAUAUUGGUUCCAGUAAUAGCCAUAGCCAUUCUUGUAUUAGUUCCUGCAACAUGGUAUCUUCGAAAGAGAGGAUCGAUGUACAAAGGAAAAGAAUCGCAAUCCAAACUUGGAACUGGGAUGCUGUCUGAAGGAAAUACCAAUGAUCCCAGCAUGCUCGUGUUUCAUUUCAAUGAUAUUGUGGAGGCCACUGAUAAUUUUUCAUUUGAAAAUAAGCUGGGAGAGGGUGGAUAUGGACCUGUUUACAAGGCAAAGCUAAAGAACGGACAAGAAAUUGCAGUAAAAAGACUUUCUAAAACUUCCAAACAAGGAUACGAAGAGUUUAAGAAUGAGGUUAUGCUUACUGCGAGACUGCAACACGUAAAUCUUGUUAGGGUUCUUGGGUUUUGUGUUGAAAGAGACGAACAAAUGCUAAUCUAUGAGUACAUGAUAAACAAAAGCUUAGACUACUACAUCUAUGAUCCAAUUAGACGAUUGGUUUUGAAUUGGGAGAAACGAGUUCAAAUUAUCGAAGGAGUUGUUCAAGGGCUUUUAUAUCUCCAAGAAUAUUCAAGAUUUACCAUAAUCCAUCGAGAUUUGAAAGCAAGUAACAUCUUGUUGGAUAGUGAGAUGAAGGCUAAGAUUUCAGACUUCGGAAUGGCUAGAAUAUUCCAAAAAGAAGACAUUGAAGCAAACACAAGUAGGAUUGUUGGAACAUAUGGAUAUAUCCCUCCUGAAUAUGUACAACGUGGCAUUUAUUCUACAAAAUCUGAUGUCUACAGUUUUGGAGUUUUACUUCUUCAAAUCAUAAGCGGAAAGCCAAAUAAUUGUUGCCACGGCUUGGAAGAAAACUUGAACCUUCUUGAAUAUGCAUAUGAGCUGUGGAAGGAAGGAAAAUGUAUGGAGUUCACUGAUCCAUCUUUGGAUGACACAAAUUCUUCUUGUAAACUGAUGAGAUGCAUGCAAAUAGCUUUGCUAUGUGUUCAAGAAAAUCCAGCUGAGAGGCCUUCUAUGCCAGAAGUCUCUUCAAUGCUCAUAAAUGAAACCAUAUCCAUGAAUGCUCUGAAAAGGCCUGCUUUUUCAGUGAGAAGAGAUGAAGGUCAAGUGCAACGGUCUCCGCUACAACAAGAAACUUGGUCAGUAGAUAAUGCAAGUAUUACUCAAUUGGUGGCUCGAUAGAGACUUCUUCUCCAAUCUUACUAGCUAGGAUAAAUAUGUGAAAAGAAUUAAAAAAUAAAACUUUUGAUAUAUAUAUAUAUAUAUAUAUAUACUAAAUUGCUUCUUUGAUCGUUGGAUUUUAUUAAACUUCUUAACUGGGUGUUUCAUCUUUUGUUGAGAAUUUCAUGAUUUGUAGUUUCUAAAGCUAAA